Paramecium pentaurelia is the source of this 1186-nucleotide messenger RNA. NCBI's taxonomy places the organism in Eukaryota, Ciliophora, Oligohymenophorea, Peniculida, Parameciidae. The record is from the annotation of a GenBank genome assembly.
AUGAGUGAAACAAGCUUAAUAACUUAUUCUGAUAGAGAAAUGGAGUCAUCUCUUAAGGAUUUAUUAGAGAGGAUUUUGAUGUAAUUGGAGAAAUAUAUUGAGAAUAAAAAUGAUUUAAAUGAAGUUGAAUAAGAACUGAAUGAUUAUGAAAAUUUGACUUAAUUAGUAAAUAUCAUAAAAAUCAUCUUUACUAAUCUAAUGUUAAAAAUUGAUAAGAAAAUCCAGUAAUUAUUCAAAAUAUGAAAGGAAAUUAGAAAACAGUAUAGAUCCAAAUAUGACAUAAAAAAGUAUAAGAACAGAGGAUGAAUAUGAAAAAUUAGAAUAAUCAGUUAUUAAAUAUGAGAGUGAGAUAAGGAAUCAUAUUAGGGUAUUUAAUAAAUAUGAUUUGAACUUAGUUAGAACAAUAAUUGAAAUUAUAUACAGAAUCAAUUUAAUAAAAAUUAGAUGAUAGUGAAGCAACAAGAAAUGAGUUAUUAGAAACAACUAAAAAUAUUAUGAAUGUAUAUUGAAUUCAGAUAAUAAUAUAUUAGAAUUUGAAAAGAGAGAAUCAAAAAUAUUAUGAAAUAAAUUAAUCUUUGUAAACUGAAAUUAUAUCUUACAAAGAUAAGAUAGAAUUACUAGAGUUUGAACAAUAAAAAAGAACAAUUGAGCUUGAUCAUGUAGACUAUGAAGUUCAGUAAUUAACCAAAAAUACCUAAUAAAUAAAAGGGUUAGUUUAAAGAAAGCCAAAUAAUAAAGAAAUUAAUAAAAUGAAUUCUUAUUCAGAACAUAAAUUAAGCAGUUAACUCUAGGAAAGUACUGACUAUCCUACUUAAUCAUAAGGAUCAUUGAAAUAAAAUUAUCUCAAUAUUUUACAAUAUGGAUAGAAUAAUCAAAUCUAAUCAUUAUAAUAAUCAAUUAAUCAAUAAUAAGAUUAAAUCAAAAACUAUUAUAAAAAGCAUAAUUCGAUUUCUUCUAUUAAUGAUUUAAUACAAUAAUAAAAUAUGAUUAAAAAUAUUAAGAAAAAUAUAGGAAAUUAUACAGUAUCUAAAAACAAUUCCUAAAAUUAAUCUAUGUUAUAGAAAAAUAUUCAUUGUAAUUAUAUAAAUAAUUAUUUAUAGAAAAUAUUUAAACAUAGCCUAGAAGUAGAAGUGGUAGUGCUAAAAGAAACUUCAAUUAAAAAUAGAAGACAUCUAUUCAUUAAUGA